AAAGGCGUCACUAGUGAGACACAGAUCAUGGAUUCAAAACAGAGCAAAAUGAACAUUCUAAUGCUACCAUUUUUGGCCCAUGGUCACAUCACUCCCUUCCUAGAACUUGCCAAGAAACUCUCACGCAAAAACUUUCACAUAUAUUUCUGUUCUACACCAAUCAAUCUCAAAUCCAUCAAAAAGAGGAUCACUGAGAUGUACUCUCUCUCCAUUGAACUUGUAGAAAUCCACCUUCCAUCCUUGCCUGAGCUUCCUCCUCACUACCACACCACCAAUGGCCUCCCAUUCCAUCUCAAUUCCACCCUCCAAAAAGCCUUUGAAAUGGCCAGCCCAAACUUCUCCAACAUCCUCAAAACACUAAGCCCAGACCUUGUUAUUUAUGACUUCCUCCCAUCAUGGGCACAACCCAUUGCCUCGACCUAUAAUAUUUCGGCAGUUCAGCUCAUGACUUCCGGAGCUAUGAUUGUUUCUUUUUGCCAUCAUAUGAUUAAGCACCCUGGUGUUGAAUUCCCAUUUCCAGCAAUUCAGCUUCAAGAAUUCCAUGAUAAGCGGUUUCGCCGUACGAUCGAGAAAUUUUCAAAAGCAUCCAAAGAAAAGCAAGUCACCGCUGUAAAUAAUGAUCAACCACCACCUUGCAACUUUGAGUUGUUCAACACUUUUAGAGAGCUUGAAGGAAAAUACAUCGAUUACCAGUCGGUUAUAGGUGAAAAAAGGGUUGUCCCCGUUGGUCCACUUGUUCAAGGCGUUGUCGAUGAUGAAAAUGAGCACUCUGAGAUCAUACAAUGGCUUGACAACAAGGGUGAGUCCUCCACUGUUUUUGUUUCCUUUGGUAGCGAGUAUUUCAUGUCCAAGGAAGAGAUUGAGGAGAUAGCUCAUGGUCUAGAGCUUAGCAACGUUAAUUUCAUAUGGGUUGUCAGGUUUCCUAUGGGAGAGAAAGUUGAGGUUGAAGAAACACUGCCAAAGGGGUUUAUUGACAGAGUAGGAGAGAGAGGAUUGGUUGUGGAGGGUUGGGCUCCACAGGCAAGAAUUCUAGCCCAUUCAAGCACUGGUGGCUUUGUGAGUCACUGUGGAUGGAAUUCAACAUUGGAAAGCCUAUUUUAUGGGGUUCCAAUUGUAGCCAUACCCAUGAAUUUGGAGCAGCCAUUGAAUGCUAAACUGGUGGAAGAGUUUGGUGUGGCUGUUGAGGUCAACAGAGACAUCAAUGGAAGACUCAACAGAGAAGAGAUAGCACAGGUAAUAAGGAAGGUUGUGGUGGAGAAAAGCGGAGAGGACAUAAGGAUUAAAGCGAAAAAUUUUGGGGAGAAGACAAGAAUGAAAGGAGACGAAGAGAUAGACAAAGCAGUAGAAGUGUUGCUGCAGCUUUGCAAGGAAAGCAAGUUGCUUCAAAAUUAGUAUAGCAACUUUAUUGAAAUAUUUGGGUGAUUAGAAGAUAUCCUUUUGUUGUGAUUUGUUUCUUGCUGUAUUAAUUCUUAUUUUCAUAUGUAUUCAAACUCAGCCUUGAUUCGGUUGUAUACGACGAGGAGUUAAAAGAUCAAUACAAUAUUGUUUUUCUUCA
This is a messenger RNA of Camellia sinensis, 1555 nucleotides long. NCBI's taxonomy places the organism in Eukaryota, Viridiplantae, Streptophyta, Magnoliopsida, Ericales, Theaceae. The record is from RefSeq and is a predicted model, not a curated record.